Molecule: messenger RNA, 645 nt
Organism: Drosophila mauritiana
Lineage: Eukaryota; Metazoa; Arthropoda; Insecta; Diptera; Drosophilidae
Gene: Det
Product: baculoviral IAP repeat-containing protein 5
Exons: 3
Coding region: 93-557 (154 amino acids)
Source: RefSeq, a predicted model, not a curated record
CCUGUUUUUGAAGGCACAGCAACAACGACGCGCUGUUUGCGAUAAAAAACCUAAAAUCACUAUUUCGCUUUAAAACUGUUAAUUAAUAGAACAUGGAAUCGCCGGCGGUGAACGAAGUUGCAGCCAGUUUGGUCGGUGGUGAAAAGCUGGAGGUGUUUCGCAAGCUGAACCUCCUGGAACAGCAUCGCGUGGAGAGCUACAAGAGUUGGCCCUUUCCGGAGACCGCAUCCUGCAGCAUUUCGAAGAUGGCCGAGGCGGGAUUCUAUUGGACGGGCACCAAGCGGGAAAACGACACCGCCACUUGCUUUGUGUGCGGAAAGACUCUGGAUGGCUGGGAACCCGAGGAUGAUCCGUGGAAGGAGCACGUGAAACAUGCACCACAAUGCGAGUUCGCGAAGCUAUCGUGUCCCGAAAGGAAUUUAACCGUAUCACAAUUUCUGGAAAUUCUUGGAACCGUCGUUAAAGGCAGCAUAGAGAAGACCUGCAAAGCCUUCAAAUCGAGCUUCGUUCGGGAGAACGAGAAGCGUCUAGAUGAGUUUACGCGCAAUCAAAAAUAGAGCGCUAAUUUUUAAACCUUAAAUAUACAUAUAUAAAACUCGCUAUUUAUCAAGAUUUUUAAUAAAACGCAAUGUUAGUACCAUCGAA